CACAGCAACUGGCAGCAAGAUAAAAAAGGCUUUCCGCAAACUGGCCGUAAAGUAUCACCCCGAUAAGAGCAAGAGCGCCGAAGCAGAGAAGACUUUCAGAGAGAUUGCUGAAGCACUUUAGAUUUGGCACUGUUUUACUCAAUUUUUCUCAGGAACAGUGUGCACUUUGAACCCAGAGGAUAUCCUGUGCCUUCUCAGCACUUGAGGCAUGAGCGCACUGAAGCCUACAUAGGACGAAAGAGCCGUGCAGCUUUGUGCACUUUUAGCGACAUAAGAGGAGAUUUAAGAUUUCUACAAAGCAGAUAAAAGACAGGCUGGAAACAUCAACUUACAAGCUUGACAAAGAUGAUGGAAGAGGUACAAGAAGUGACUUCUGCUCUGAUUGUCCAUGGUCGUAAGAUCAAGGUUACAGAAGUGUUGAAAGACGGGGACACGCUUACCUUUGUAAUUGUCUCUCAAAAGCUGUCUGGGACAGGGGAGUACCAUGUGGACCGGACCUAUGAUGAUUUUGAAUGGCUGCAGCAGCACCUAUUCUCUCAGGAGGGUUUUCCUGGGAUACAAGGAGUCAUAUUUCCUCCUAUUCCUGCAAAGGCUCAGGUGAAUGCAUCUGCCAAAGUUAUGAAACAGCUUGGUUUCCUUGGUUUGGGAGAGUGGCAGCCGUACUGUAAAGCACUGGAAACUUUCCUCCAGCAGGUUGCGUCACACAGCAUACUCAACAAAAAUAAAGCUGUGGAGAUCUUCCUUACUAGCUCAGAUCCUCCAGGUAGACAAAGGGUAAAGAAAAACAUUUUCAACCGGCUGAGUCAAGCUGUGGAAGAGAUGAGGAAAGAAGGCCAUAAGGAUGUGGAUGAGUUCUUUCAAACGGAACGUGACCAUAACCUCGUCCUAACUGGCUACACCAAGAACGCAGCUGAGAGAUUCCUGGAUGUGGUGCUGACCGAGCAAAAAAUAGCAGUGGCCUGUGGGCACUUCUCAGCUGCUCUGCAUCUCUGCGUGGAAGCAGGGGAGGAUCCUGACAAACAGGCUUUUUCUAGGAUUUGUGUGAAAUUAUCAGAAGUCUUUGAUUCUAUGAAGAAAAAUAUGAUGAGUGUUGCUGAGAACAACGUGAGCACUCUUGGGCUGGGCCUAGACCUGGAGUCACGCUACCAGGAGGCAGAAAAGGAAAUGCUGUUCAGGAGAACCUGUAAACUAGUGGAGUUAGAGACUGCCAGGAGGACUGCAGAGAAGGCCAAACCUGUAAAGAAGGCUGCUAUGGAGGAGGUGAAGAAAGCAGCAGAGAGAGAGUUUGAUCACCUUUGUGGAGUUGCUAAACAGGAGAUUGCCCAGUUUGAGGGAGUCCGUGUGGAGAUGUUGCAGCAGGCUCUGGUUCAGUGGUGUGAAAAGCAGCUUCUUACAGCCAGAGAAAGCGCUGACCAGUUCAACCAGCACCUGCAAGCCUUCAGAGGGAUGGCCUAGUGACCUCACUAGCACCCUCUUAAUGAAGCAUCCUCACUUUGUCUAAAGAUAGCAUGGGAUAAGCCAAACAUGUCCUCCAGCGUGUUGUACUGUUGCCUGGUGCUUUACUGAAUUCAGUUACACCCAGUGUAACUAAAGGAAUGUAAGUGAAUGAGAAAGGAAGACUUCCUCAUAAUUAAAAAGCAUCCGUAUAAUUUGUAUGCGCACACACACACACACACACACACACACACACACACACACACACACACACACACACACACCCCCACUCACACACACUCAAGCACUUGCUUUCCCUCAGUCUCUCCUCAGUCUCACUCUUACCAAUAAAGCCCUGGUAGAAAUGGGGUUCUUGUCGUCUUCUAAGGCUUAUAUAGUGUGUGUGAGUGUACAUUUUCUAGACCACACUCAUACAUUUGUGCUGAGAGUGUACUGUGCUGCCCUCUAGCCACUACAUCAGCUGGGGUCACACAAAAUAAAGUGUGAUGAAUUGAUUCCCAAAGUAUCUGCUUGCCUUUGUGUGUGUUUCUUACUCCUGGAUCAUUAAUCAGUUGCUUUGGCUGCUCCUGCAAGGACAAGGCAGCAAGGACACUGUGCUGGCUUAUUGUUUGGCUUUUGAAACUAUUUUGGCUUUGUGAAUACAAUAAUGUUAAUAAUCUCUCUUACAAUCAUUCUAUUUUCCGUAUGAUUGUAUGGAACUUUUAGUGAGAUCUGGCGUAAAACUAUGACCCCUUAACUAGGAUUUCUGCACAUAAGCACAAUGUCAUCCUCCCCUUCUCUGUCUGCUGAGAACUGCAGGUCCAUAUCUCAGCACUGCCGUGUGCUCCAUCUCAUCUGUUCCGGCCCGUAAUCUCUCCGUUGGGUGAAUAAGGAGGAGUGGUUCCCAUUUGAGGGAAUGAGUCAGAGAGAGAUAGAUGACUGGUCUCAUAAGAAGAGAGGGUUGAGAGGAGGUUGGGCUCAGUUGACAAUGAAGGAGUAGAUAAAGGGCGAUACGUACAGUGCCAGGAGUAUGUAUUCAGUCCACCCAAACAGAACGAAUUAAGGAGAGGGAUCAUUUGGUAUAGUGUUUGGUUAGUACGAAAAUCUGGCUAC
This is a messenger RNA of Xiphias gladius (swordfish), 2547 nucleotides long. Its product is annotated as sorting nexin-6. Bases 346 to 1455 code for a protein of 369 amino acids. Gene Ontology annotation, molecular function: phosphatidylinositol binding. The record is from RefSeq and is a predicted model, not a curated record. The transcript has 15 exons. Lineage: Eukaryota; Metazoa; Chordata; Actinopteri; Istiophoriformes; Xiphiidae.